Misgurnus anguillicaudatus (oriental weatherfish) is the source of this 4421-nucleotide messenger RNA. Lineage: Eukaryota; Metazoa; Chordata; Actinopteri; Cypriniformes; Cobitidae. The record is from RefSeq and is a predicted model, not a curated record.
CGUGGGUUAAAUCCACGCACGCGACACACACUGCCAGCUGAUACUGCACUGACAGCAGAAGUCCGCUCCCGAGCGCUUUAACACAUCUUUGUCAUCCUCUAAUAUAAACGAAGACAUGACGAAUGUGGAGUUUAGGGUAAUACAAGAAAAGUAUGCUUGACGUGGGAAAGUGGCCAGUGUUUGCUCUCCUGCCCCCAGAAGAGCUACGGCUCAUCCGUCAAGCCUGUGUGUUUGGCAAUGCUGCCAGUGAAGCCAUCUAUGUUACAGUCAACGAUGAGGUGUUUGCACUGGGGACAAACUGCUAUGGCUGCUUGGGACUUGGAGACACACAGAGCACCAUUGAACCCAGGCGGAUCGACAUCUUAUGUGGCAAAAAAAUUAUCUCUUUGAGCUACGGCACAGGACCACAUAUAGUCAUCACCACCGCAGAUGGAGAGGUUUAUGCCUGGGGUCACAAUGGCUACAGUCAGCUAGGAAACGGCACCACCAAUCACGGUCUGACCCCUGCCCUGGUGUCCACCAACCUUAUCAACAAGAGAGUAACAGAGGUGGCCUGCGGUUCUCACCAUACCAUAGCACUCACCACUGAUGGAGAGGUGUACGCCUGGGGCUAUAAUAACUCCGGACAGGUGGGCUCGGGCUCAACAGCCAACCAGCCCACCCCUCGCAGAGUCAGCAGCUGUCUGCAGAACAAGGUGGUAGUCAACAUUGCCUGUGGACAGCUCUGCUCUAUGGCUGUACUGGACAAUGGAGAGACUUAUGGUUGGGGUUAUAACUGCAAUGGACAGCUCGGUUUGGGCAACAAUGGCAACCAGCAAACCCCUUGUCGAAUUGCUGCGUUACAGGGAAUAAACAUUGUACAGGUUGCAUGUGGCUACGCACACACGCUGGCACUUACAGAUGAAGGAUUUAUUUACUCCUGGGGUGCAAACUCCUACGGACAGCUAGGUACAGGCAACAAGAGCAACCAGGCCGUGCCCACCCUAAUCAACAUGGACAAAGAGAGAAUGGUGGAGGUGGCUGCAUGUCACACUAGCCACACAUCAGCAGCAAAGACGCAGAGCGGUCAGGUGCUGAUGUGGGGUCAGUGUCGGGGUCAGGCCGUGGCAUACCCUCACCUCACACAUUUCACCAGCACAGAUGACGUUUUCGCCUGCUUCGCUACGCCCGCUGUCACCUGGCAUCUCCUGUCUGUGGAUGGAGAUGACUAUCUGACUGUCGCCCAGUCACUAAAGCGUGAGUUCGACAGCCCAGAAAUCUCCGAUCUCAAGUUCCUGGUUGACGGGAAGUGCAUCCAUGUGCACAAAGCUCUACUUAAAAUCAGGUGUGAGCAUUUCCGGGCGUUGCUGAACGAGACGGAUGAAGAAACCAUAGAGGUUCAUCAGUUCUCCUAUCUGGUGUACCGCGCCUUCUUGGAGUACCUGUAUACUGAUACCAUCAACCUCCCACCUGAGGACGCAAUAGGUCUGUUGGAUUUGGCCACAUAUUACCGUGAAAGCCGUUUGAAGCGACUGUGUCAGGAGACCAUAAAGCGAGGCAUUACAGAAGAUAACGCUAUAACACUACUCUCAGCUGCUGUCAAAUACGAGGCACAGUGUUGGUUUUCUUUCUCAUUGAUUCAGUCCACCCACUCUUCAUGUGCAGGAUCUGGAGGAGUUCUGCUUCAAGUUUUGCGUUAACCACCUGACGGCCGUCACGCAGACACAGGCAUUCACCGACAUGGACCAUGACCUGCUGAAGAACUUCAUCAACAAAGCAAGUCGCCAUGGGGCCUUCAAAAACUGAGAGAGAUAACACGGAGGUCAAGGCUGUAGAGGGGAAUUCUGCCCUGGCUUUGCAUGUUACCUCAAAUACUUCAGUUUUGGAAAAGAUAAGCCACAUUUCUGUUAUUUGACCAUGAAGAUUUUGGCAAGCCUCUGCACUGGUUUUCAUCUGUGGUCCAGUUUUUGUAAAUCACACCAUGUGGAGCCCUCCAGAACGGAUGGAUUUUAAAACAGUCCACCGUGGACCUGAAGAAUAUCAAAUGCUUAUAAUGAAGGAGCUAAACAUGAAUCAUGGGAUCAGGUGUCGUAUGUGUAAAGGAUUCAUAAACAAAAGGGAAAAACAUUUCAUGUAAGAGAUGGCAGUAUGUAAUGCUGUCCUGAGUAGUGGUGACAUUCGUUUGCAUUAUAUUAACAGUAUUUGUGGUUUGGAAGAUUACAUUUAGCCAAACAGGUUGUCCACAUAUUGUGUGCUGGACAGAUUUAUACUAAAAAGGCCAACAGAUGAACCUUCUGUAGGCUUUUAAACAUGUGUCAUAGGAUAACAUUAAUUAUUUUCUAUUUUAUUCUGGCAUUUGAAGGAUAUUUGUGGACCACAAAACCAGUUAUAAGUCGCCAGUUAUUUGUAGCAAUAGCCAAUAAUAAAUUGUAUGGGUCAAAAUUAAAUUUUUAUGCCAAACAUCAUUAUGAUAUAAGUUAAAGGUCAUGUUCCAUGAAGAUAUUUGUAAAUAUCCAAAUGUAAAUAUAUAAAACAUGUUUUUAUCAAUAGUAAUAUGCCACGUUAAGGACACAUUUAGAGGUGCUUUUUACAAAUUUUUUUUUUGUUUGUUUGCACCUUCAGACUUUUCGGCCAAACAUUGUCCAACAUUAAUGGAAGGCUUAUUUAUUCAGCUUUCACAUUGUACCUUAUGACUGGUUUUGUGCUUCAGGGUCACAUUUUAAGGAAUUGUCCACCCAAAAAUGUUCUGUCACUAAAAAUGUGUGUUUCUAUAGUUAUAGUUUAUAAAAGACUAAAUGAAGAGUUUGGUUCCAAAACGCAAUAAAUCCAUUUUUACUAAUUACCGUAAAAACAAGUUUUCUAUACCAAGUUUUUUUUCCAAAAUGCUAUAAAUCUAUAUUUAAUCAAUAUAUAAAUGUGCAUUCAUCUUUGCCAUAUUAUAUUAAUUUAGUUGACUAGUGGGAUUAAAAAAUAAACAUGAAUGGCAUUAAUCAAAACACUUACUUUGUCAUAUUAAGAACACUGUCAUUGCUGCUGUUAUACUUGGGACAUCGUCGCUGGACUAUUUUGACAGCGAUCAGCUGUAAAAUUUUUGGUCCUGCUCGAUUUUCGUUGGCUUCAAGUAAAAUAAUGGAAAGUUUUUCAUAAGAUCAAUGUGUUAGCAUGACAGAAGCUUGAUGCUGUCGGGAGAACAAGCAACAGCCGGCAUUUUUUCUUCGCCCGAAUGCAUCUUGUAAAUUAUAAGAUUUUGAUGGUUUACGUUUCUUUUAUGUCACAGAAAAGCACCACAGGUUUAUCAGUGCUAUCAAAAUUACUAUUUUGUUUUUGUUUGUUUGUUGAUCACAAAGUACAAAGUAGAUGUGGAAAAUAGGAUUUCGUGAGCGCCACCAUUAUUGUUUACAAUGCGUGGAAUGGUGCGCUGUGAUUUGUUGAGUGGAUUUAUUGCAUUCUGCAGAGAAGGAGGAGUGGUGUUUAUCACGUUUUGGAAAAAAGGGAGAAAAACAACACGGUGGAAAUCAGAUUUUGUGUAAAAUGAAGAAUUUACUUUUUAAUACUGACCUGACACAAUACUGAUUUUGUCUGUAACAAUUGUUUAUCACGUUUUGGAACUAAACUCUUCAAAUUUAAGUCACUAUUCACUGAAGAACUUUUCUCUCAGUGAGAUUUUGUAAAGAUUUUACUUUUAUAAGAAAGACACAAUCAUGUUAAAUUGUAUAGAAAUAGCUUUGAUACAAAUCUUCUUUUACAUUCCAUGUAAUAAUGAUAUUGUUUGUGAAUAAUAUAAUAAUAAUAAUCUUUAUUGGUAACGCUUUACUUGAACGGGUGUUCAUAAAACUAACAUGACACCUUCAUAAUCAUGACAUGAUGCGUGUCAUGAACAUGAAGGCGAUUUUAUGCACAUUAAGUAUAAUUUGUUCAGUAAUGUCAUUUUUAAUGCAAAUAUGACAUUGUUUGAGAUCUCUUUGUUAUGACAACUUGGCAUAAAUCUGUCAUAAACGUAGCAGAAUAAUUAUCAAACUUAAGAAACUACCUAGCUUUAUGGGUUAACAUUACAUUAAACUGCCAUUUAAAUGUCAUUAAGUGUUAAUACUGUCAAAUAAUUUUAAAAACCUUAACAAAAUGCCAAAUACAUAAAAAACUGACAACUAACAGAACUUGUUCUUCCUCACACAGAGGGUUCUGAAAUUUUCUAUCAUAGAAGAAAAAACUAACAAGAAAUUUAAUGUAUUUAAUGUAAUUUACUAUUUUUCCAGCGAUAUGGAACCUACACUGCAUGGCGUAACCCAUUAUUGUACUGUUUUUAUUUAAUUUUAGGUGAAUCGGUCUCCAAAUGCAAUAAAAUAUAAUUUUAUCAAUUUUAAUUAUAAUUAUUAUUAUUAGCUAUUAUUAAAUGAUUCAAUUUAUUUGUUAAACACAUGACGGAAACCUAUUAAAAUUAUAUU